Messenger RNA from Paramecium sonneborni, 903 nucleotides. Lineage: Eukaryota; Ciliophora; Oligohymenophorea; Peniculida; Parameciidae. The record is from the annotation of a GenBank genome assembly.
GAUAUUAAAGAUGAUGUUAUGAAAAAGUAACCAAUUUUGUAUUAAAAGAGGAUCAACCAGAAACCUAAAUGAAAAUUAAUUAGAGAAAUGCAUUAACAAGUAAAGUUUAAGAAGUUUUGCAUGCUUCUUCUGAAAUUUCAAUAAAAUACAAGACUUGUGUUAGAGAGAAAAUAAGAAGAUAAACAAAGAUUUUAGAUGAAAAUGCAACUGAAGAGUUUUUAGAUGAAAUAUGUAAUGAUCCAUAAGUAUUUUUAUUUUAUUAAACCUUUACUAGAAAGCAACAUAAUUAUUACAAGGUAAACUCUAUGGAGAAGCUCCUUCAGCUAGUGUUACUAACGCUGUCUCAGAUAUCUAAGAGAAAUAUCAAGAUAUUCAAUAAUUGGAAAAAGUAAUUAUUUUGAUUAUUUAUUAGUCAGUUUAAUAAGUAUAUUAACUAUUUGUAGAUUUAGCAAUCUUGGUUCAUGCUUAAGGUGAGUAAAUCGAUAAUAUCGAAAUUAGUCUUGGAUCAGCCAAAACUUAUGUAGGUAAGGCAGAAAAAAACCUCACAGAUGCUAAGAAAGAUCAUCAGGAGCUAGGAAGGUAUUUAUACAUAAAAUUCUUUUUAGAAAAUGUGUUGUAUCAUCUUAAUUGGUGUUAUAAUUUUAGCAGUUAUUAUUGGACCUAUAGUUGCAACUGCAUGAUUUAUAUUAACAAUUUAUCAUUAUAUAUUGUACUUUCAAAUCAAAUUUUAAAUUCUAUUCUCUAUUACUAUUUUUUAUUUAGCAAAAGAUAAAAUCAAAAAUUAAACUAGCAUAUUAAUAAUUUUAUAAUUAUCAGAAAUUAACUAUUAAUUUAUUUAAAUUCAUCCUAAUUAGAUUUUUUUAGUAAUAUCUUAAAUUGUAAUUUCUACACAUGCUUUUUUGA